Molecule: messenger RNA, 441 nt
Organism: Penicillium diatomitis
Lineage: Eukaryota; Fungi; Ascomycota; Eurotiomycetes; Eurotiales; Aspergillaceae
Exons: 3
Coding region: 1-441 (146 amino acids)
Source: RefSeq, a predicted model, not a curated record
AUGCUAGAGGCCUUUCACUGGAGUCAAUGUGCCCGUUACUUGGUGCACUGGCUUGCUUCGUCAGCCUUAGGCUGUAAUCGUCACAAUUCGAUCCUACACAAGGGACCUACAAAUCAGGGUAAGUACCGCAAAGCUUUCCGAUCCAUUGACUGGUAUCUCAUUUCAGCGGGCCUAACAUGUAUCUUUCCUACUGCAGCGCCCUGCACUCUUGUUCUUGUCAACUUUUUCUGGGCGGUGAUCGCAAUUGAUCGGGGAAUUAUCUGCUGGCUCAAUCAUCGCGUACCGUCUAAUCGGGCCCAAGUCCUUUGGUUCGACACCAUUUUCGAGCUUUUCUGCAUUGCCAUUGGGUACAUCUGCUUUUUGGUAUACUCUACACCUCUCGCGCGGGAUAAAAUGAUAGAGGUCGAAAUAGGGAUCAUCAUAUCUGCCUCGGGUGGGUAG